GAUAAUACAGAGAAAGAUCUUUCUGAUCUUCUAAAACGACCAGACUCCAUUUUGGAGCCAGGCGUUUCAGAGCUUGCAAAUAGUUUUAUUGAAACAUCUGGAAAUCCUUCCGACUUGGUUGUAUACUUGUCCGAUAGUUAUACUGGUGCUUCAGAGCAGAUACGGUAUAUACAAGAUUUAUUUAAUGAAUUUUGUGAAGGCGAUACGGAAGCAUUAGUGCAGGAUAUUAUGAGCAAAAUGGUUUUAGAUAAAUAUGAUAAUGCGAGCAUCGAGCAGUCUUUCAAUAAAAAUUCAAAGCAAUUAUUACAAAAUACUCUGGGUUUAGUAGAAAGUCCAUAUUGGCGUAAUAUCAUUUACCAAUUAUCAGUUAAAUAUCCUACAAGCUCUUUCCUUAAUAUACUUAUAAAG
This is a messenger RNA of Ambispora leptoticha, 408 nucleotides long. Lineage: Eukaryota; Fungi; Glomeromycota; Glomeromycetes; Archaeosporales; Ambisporaceae. The record is from the annotation of a GenBank genome assembly.